Molecule: messenger RNA, 582 nt
Organism: Suillus fuscotomentosus
Lineage: Eukaryota; Fungi; Basidiomycota; Agaricomycetes; Boletales; Suillaceae
Exons: 7
Coding region: 1-582 (193 amino acids)
Source: RefSeq, a predicted model, not a curated record
AUGCAAAAAUUAAGAGAGGAGGAGGAGGAGAAGGGCAGAAGGCUACUAGAGGAGGAGGAGGAGGAGGGGCUAGAAGGGGUGUCAGAGAGGGAAGAAGAAGAGGAGGAGGAGGAGGAGGAGGAGGAGGAGGAGGAGGAGGAGGAGGAGGAGGAGGAGGAGGAGGAGGAGGAGGAGGAGGAGGAGACUCACCAAAUACUCAAAAAAAAAGGGGUGUCAGAGAGGGAAGAGGAAGAAGAGGAGGAGGAGACUCACCAAAUACUCAAAAAGAGGGAAGAGGAAGAAGAGAAAAAGACUUACCAAAUACCCAAAAAUGCGAAAAUUAUUGAGUGGUGGGAGGAGGAGGAGGAGGGAAGGAAGGAGCUAGGAGGAGAGGGUCAGAGAGGGAAGGAAAAGAAGAAAAAAAGACUUACCAAAUACCCAAAAAUGCGAAAAUUAUGGAGUAGAAGGAGAAUGAGGAGGUGGGAAAGGAAGGAAAAGGUUAAGAUCCUAAUUAAGAUCCUAUGGAUGGUUCAAGAAAGCACUUUGACCGUGGGAACUUUUUCCGACGAAAAGCUGACUACAGUCAACUAUAAUCAACUAUAG